AUCAACAAACUCCCUUACUACACCCUCCAUUUUUAACUGUCACUAACUGAUCUCUCUCAAAUGGCUAUGGCUUCCUUCUGCAACAUUUCAACACACUUUUUCUCUCAUCACACUCACACUCAAACCAACUUCUACCACUAUAACCAUUCAUCUUUACCAAGCUACACCAUCAAAACCCGCCAUGAAAUUUCCACAUUCUUAAGUUCCAAGCUCAAUCAUUACUCUGCCUCUUUGUCCACUUUCAUGCCUACCCAUUUGCUUAAUUCUCCUGUUUCUACCGCUUUCUCGGCCGGAAAUGGAGGCGGGUUUCCAGGGAGUGGAGGUGGUGGUGAUGGUGAUGGUGAUGGAGAUGGUGGUGGUGGUGGUGAAGAGGAAGAAAGGGACAGAAAUAGGAAAGAGGCAAUGCUGGUUCUGGCGGAGGCCGGAAAGUCUUUGGAGAGUUUUCCGGCGGAUUUGGCGAUUGCUGUUAAGGCGGGGAGGGUUCCGGGUUCGAUAGUGAGGAGGUUUUUUGAGUUGGAGGAGUCAGUUGUGUUCAGAUGGUUGUUAAAAUUUGGAGGGUUUAAGGAAAGGUUGUUGGCUGAUGAUUUGUUCUUAACCAAGCUUGUUAUGGAAUGUGUUGUUGUUAUCUUCACCAAGGCUGCUGCAGAGUUGGAGCGACGUAAAGAAAAUUUCUCAAAAGAGAUGGAUUUUGUUGUCGCUAAUGUGGUAACAGGCAUUGUAACAGGUUUUGUACUUGUAUGGUUUCCUGCGCCCACCGUUUCUCUUAAACCUCCUCCUGCAGUUAGUGCUGGAGCUAUUGCCAAAUUCUUCUAUGGCUGUCCUGAAAAUGCUUUCCAGGUGGCUUUGGCAGGAACAUCAUACACACUUUUACAAAGAAUAGGUGCUAUAGUGCGUAACGGAGCAAAGCUAUUUGUAGUCGGAACCGGUGCUUCACUGGUUGGUAUAAGUAUAACAAAUGCAUUGAUCAAUGCACAGAAGGCUGUAAAUAAAACAUUUACGGUCGAGAAUUUACCUGUAAUAUCAACCAGUGUAGCUUAUGGAAUUUACAUGGUAGUAGUUAGCAACCUCAGGUAUCAAGUACUAGCAGGAAUUAUUGAGCAACGGAUUCUAGAACCGUUACUACGUCGAAACAAGCUUAUACUAACUGCAGCGUACUUUUUUAUUAGAACUGCAAAUACUUAUUGGGGCUCUCUACUGUGGGUGGAUUUUGCUAGAUGGGUUGGAGUCCAAAAGAUAAAGAGUUAACCAUUAGUUUACAUCACAAGAUAUAUAGUGUGAUGAAUUCAAUUGGUUAAAGCUUGUGUACAUUUGUUCAUUCAAAGAACUCUGAAUUGUUGGUUCUUAAAUUUGUUCUCUUUGUUUUUGUUUAUUUUGGUUUAAAAUGCAUUUAGUCCCCCACAACAUAUAUCAUUUUUUGCUUUUA
Trifolium pratense (red clover) is the source of this 1423-nucleotide messenger RNA. RefSeq names its product protein RETICULATA-RELATED 4, chloroplastic-like. Lineage: Eukaryota; Viridiplantae; Streptophyta; Magnoliopsida; Fabales; Fabaceae. The transcript is spliced from 8 exons. Bases 61 to 1245 code for a protein of 394 amino acids. The record is from RefSeq and is a predicted model, not a curated record.